This is a messenger RNA of Pocillopora damicornis (cauliflower coral), 2054 nucleotides long. RefSeq lists its product as uncharacterized. The record is from RefSeq and is a predicted model, not a curated record. Gene Ontology annotation, molecular function: protein binding. NCBI's taxonomy places the organism in Eukaryota, Metazoa, Cnidaria, Anthozoa, Scleractinia, Pocilloporidae.
GAAGGGUGAUCAUCUUAGAGGUCCUUAAGGGAUUUUGUUUAGAUUUCGAGUUCUUUAAAUCAAGAUUCCGAAAAGUGAAUCUAACAACUUGAGAAGAACGCAUCCAUGCCUCUCUACUCAGAAGAAUGAGUUUUGAAGAGAAAGCCAAAGUGUUUGUGAACACAUUUAAAGAUUUUAAUCGUGAUCAGCAAAACGAAGUCUUGCAACAAAUCCUUCUCGCCUGUCAGCCACUUCAGCUGAGGUUGCUUUACAAUGAGUUAAAACCACUGCUAGCAGUAGAUUUUGUGGCAUCUCUACCAAAAGAAUUGGCAGAAAGAAUAUUCUCAUAUCUGUCUGUAAAAUCACUCAGUUGUGUUGCACAGUGCAACAGACUGUGGAGGGAAAGAUCAAAUCAUAAUGCAUUUUGGUAUCGUUUCUGUGUUCAAAAGGGGUGGGACAGAUUUGGAGAAGAUCUUCUGCAAAUGCGUCAUAUGUUAACCUCUCAAGGGUCAAAUGCAUCAUUAACAAAUAACACAUGUACUGUACUAAAGCCUGCCACCUGCCGUUGGAAGCAGAUCUAUAUUCGAGCCCUCUCACUUGAUAAGAACUGGGAACAAGGCAGAUACUCUGUUGCACCACUUUUAAGAGGACACAAGGAUCCUAUCACCUGCAUGGCUUGUGAUGGUAGCACAAUUGUGUCUGGCUCGUCAGAUAAUACAGCUCGUGUUUGGGAUGUCCAAACUGCUAAGUGUAUUCUUGUUUUGGACUCACCGCAUACUGACUCUGUAAGAUGUGUGAAACUAAAGGAUUCGUUGUGCGCUACUGGGUGCGCAGAUGGAGUGAUCAGACUGUUUGACCUGAAAUCUGGACGAUGUCUCAGGUCAUUUCAAGGACACACAGGGGGUGUGGAACACUUAUCAUUUGUUGGAAGUACAAUCAUUAGUGCAUCUGCUGACCUAACUGUGCGGGUGUGGAAUUCAGAUACUGGUGCUCUUCUUCACACUAUGACUGGCCAUUCAGAUGAAAUUCAGGCGUUGGUUGCCCGUGACGACCUCGUGAUCACAACAUCUUGGGAUGAAACCAUAAGGCUAUGGAAUAUGACAGCGGGCGCUUGUCUCUUAACACUGAGAGGCCAUACGGAAGCUGUUUUUUGUUGUGACUUUAACGAAAAGAAGAUAAUCAGCGGGGGAGGUGACGGUUUGAUAAAGAUCUGGGAUGCUCAGACAGGAGAUAAUACAUUCACUUUGGUUGGGCAUACAGGGGAAGUGUACUGUUUACAGUUUAAUGAUGACAUAAUUGCGUCUGGUUCGGCGGACAGUACUGUGCGAUUAUGGAGUCAUCAAGGUAUCCUGCUUCACACACUGGAGGAGCAUAUCGGGGUGGUCAGGUGCCUGUGCCUCUCAGGUAAUCGGCUCAUUUCUGGUGGAGAUCGGAAGCGCAUCGCUCUUUGGGAUAUGAAGGAGGGCAAGCUGUUGAACGUGCUGCAUCGUAACCCAACAUUGCUGCACCUUAUGUGGGCUGAUGAAACCAAGUUAGUCACUGCCUCUCCAGACACACCAGGAACUGUAACCAUCAUAAAUUACUGGUAGGGUUGUAACAAGUUACAAACCUGGCGUGCAGGUUGCGUGUGGAUAUGUGUACUUCGGCAAUCGUGCAGGUCCUUCCUGAGAAAUAUAAGGGAUCAUGCACCUUCUCUAGUGACUUGCAACAAUUUCCCUUUUGCACACAAGUUUGGUGUGAUAUCGAAAACAAGAGUGAAUUUAAUCAUUGAUGGUGGCAAAGCAAGUCGAAAGUCGAUCUUUCUUAUGGCGUGAAUGUAGAACCCUUGUGGCAUGAUGGACAAGCCAAUAGUCAGUGUUCAUCUAUUGAUGAAGGGUGACGAGUUACCUGCGAUACCAUUUUUGUAUUAAAUGAACUCGGGCGAACAGUACCCGCCCGAGGAGAUCAACGUCAGAGAGGAAGAGUGACGUUAGCACAGUUGUUUAGAAUAGGGCGUAAGAAGCACCGAUAUGAAACAAACGUUGUAUAGCUCAAAAUUGGGAUAAGCGUUGUAAAUAAAAUUGGAAAUUCCAUGA